AUGACGCGCGGCGAGGGCACCCAGAACAAGAUUCACUACAAGGGAAGCAGUGACGACUUCCUUGUCUUUGUCGACGACACCGAAGCGUACAAGAAGUGGACACAUGAUUCGAGCAUCCCACUCGCUCACUUUGUUUCGACCUUCAAGGUAUUUGUGACGCACAAGCAAGGAGCUCAAGGCCAGUACGACACAGCACCCAGGAACAUUCUCUCAUCCGAGUUCAACACGGAGGACGAGGAGGAGGCGAUCAAGUUCAUCCUGAAGAAUGGCACCCUCCAGACGGUCGAUAUGCCCGGUCGCCAAGGAAACUCCAAUGAUUCCAUGAGCUCCAUGAGGGUCAAGUAA
Molecule: messenger RNA, 345 nt
Organism: Geosmithia morbida
Lineage: Eukaryota; Fungi; Ascomycota; Sordariomycetes; Hypocreales; Bionectriaceae
Product: Shwachman-Bodian-Diamond syndrome (SBDS) protein
Exons: 3
Coding region: 1-345 (114 amino acids)
Source: RefSeq, a predicted model, not a curated record